Molecule: messenger RNA, 1575 nt
Organism: Daphnia carinata
Lineage: Eukaryota; Metazoa; Arthropoda; Branchiopoda; Diplostraca; Daphniidae
Exons: 8
Coding region: 113-1492 (459 amino acids)
Source: RefSeq, a predicted model, not a curated record
CACGUGUUGGCAUUUCGUAAACAGACGGUCCGCACGUUGUCUAACAAGUAAACUGAACAUCUAACAUAGUGAGGAUUCUACUACAUCUUCACUGAAAUAUCCGAAACAUGAAAUGAAUAAAUUCGAUCAAGUCAGAGAAGUUAUCGCUUCACGUGGACGAGGCCGAGGCGGCGGCCGUGGUCGUGGAAGAGAUGGCCGUGAUCGAGGAGGUUAUAGAGGUGGAAGCAGAGGUAAUAUGAGGGGCAAUUUCAAAGGAGGUAAACAAGCAAAUCAAAACAAAGACGACAGCAGCCAUAAACAACUGGAGGAAGCCCAAGGAAAUCAUGACAGAGAAAGUGUCAUACCCAGAAGUGAUGGGCAAACAGAUGCUGCACGAGGAAGUCAUGGUAGAGGAGAGACAGCCCAAGGAAGACACAGCAGAGGGGGGCCUCCACGAGGAAAUCGUGGUAGAGGGGGGCCAUCAAGAGGUAACCUUGGUAAAGGUAACUCAAAAAAGGGCAAUCAAGUGCGACAUGCAAGUCUUGAACAAGCCAAACAAAGCAAGAAAGGAGAUAUUCAGAAAAAAGAAAACACCAAAGAAAAGGUUGGGUCUGAAAUCAAAGAUGGGCUAUCAUUAUAUGUCACAUUCAAAGAUGGCCCAGAUGUGUAUGAACUAGAGAAACUAAAAGGAUUUCAUGCACUGCUUACACCACCUAGCAAGAAAGAAAAAGAAAAAAUAAUUCUAUUUAAAGAUAUUGAAUCUCUUGAAGCUGCCAAGCUUAUCUUAACUGCUCAUCAGAAUGUUAAAUCAACAAACCUUAUGGGAUUCAAAUCAUUCAAGAGACAGAGUAAUACUUCAGAAAACUGUAGGCUAUUUUUAAGGUUUGACAAGGCUUAUGAUGAAGACACUGUGAAAAAACUUGACAGCAAAAUUCUAGAAGUACUGUCACUAAAGGACAACAGUUGCUGCAAGGUGCAGUUUGAAAGUCCAGAAGAAGCAAUGGCUGCAGCAGGAAGAUUAAAAAAUCUAAUUCGUAAAACAGGACUGAGACAAGUAGAUGGGUUUGCAGGAAGCACAGCCACAAAGUUGGGAACUUCCACCACUGAUGCCAUUAUUCAUCCUGACCAGGUGGUGCUGAGAGAUGUGCCGAAAGAUGCCUCGAUCAAGGAUUUCGCCAGUCUAUUCCCCGAAGCAAUUUCCUACGUCCUUUACGACAAAACCUUCCCCGCUUCAAAGUUUUGUCACGCGGCUCUUCGCUUUAAAAACACGGAGCGGGUCGGCGAAAUUUUAAAAUGCAAGUUCUUGAACAUUGCCAGUAAAAAAGUGUACGUCUUUCCUGCUUAUGCGGAACUCUUAUGCGAUAAUUCACAAUUGGGUGAACCUGAACCUGUGGAAGUUGAAGUUAAAGAGGAACCACCGAGCAAGAAAAGGAAAGUUGACGUUAAAAACGAACAAGAAGAAUACACGAGCGACGAGGAAGAGGAUGACGGUAUUGACGAAGAUGAAGAUUGAAAUUUCAUUGUAGGCAUAUGGGCAAUACGACAAGUUUUGAAAUCAUGACAAAUAAAUGCCCCUAUUGUUUUCAAACUACAAAA